GCUAACAAGUGAAAGAAGUGUGCUGAACACAGUUGAACACAGCCUCAAGAUCCUGCGCGGCCAUGUCUGAAGAUGACGAGGACGUGGAGCAGUCUGCAGAGGAGAAACAGCUUGAGGCUGAAAUUAAAGCCAUUGAGCUGGACAUUUCCUUGAUUGACCUCCGGCGCGAGCUGGAGGCGCAAGAGGAACUGUUGGCAAGAUGGGAGGAGAGCGUGCUGCAGCUGAAGGACGAGAGGAGGGAAGCUGAGACAUACCACCUACAUGGUGCUGAGGACCGAAAGCAAGAGCGUGAACUGCAAGCUGAGUUGCAGCAGGCCUUGCGCAUGCUGCAGAUCGGGGAUGCCAAAAAUGAGGGCGGGUUAUUUCUGGUUCCGAGCAAGAGGCGCAAGAGAGCGUGGCGCUUCUGCGGCAGAGGGUGGAGCAGCUGGAAGCGUUGAAGGCGUCAAGCGCAGCAUGAGCGCCUAUGUGGAGGCCAGGUGCUGAAUAACGGCCCUAGGCAUAUGCCCAAGCGCAAAUGAGAAAGUUUGCACGCAUCAAAUUGUUGCAU
Molecule: messenger RNA, 547 nt
Organism: Effrenium voratum
Lineage: Eukaryota; Dinophyceae; Suessiales; Symbiodiniaceae
Source: the annotation of a GenBank genome assembly